CCUUCGGCCGGCGCUGGUGCAGGAACUGGCGACGCUCACUCAGGCAGCGCAACCACUUGCAGGGACUUGGUGCAUCUUUUGCAAGCAAAGACAGCAACGGCAGCCCGCGCAACCCCUUCUAAACAUAAUGACUUUUGAAGAACUCACAGGCGACCAAAAAACGGACAGGAUGGAUGUGGUGGGGAAAGCUCUGGAAGAAGUUUUGUUCUCCGCGUUAGCGCAAGGCUGCAUCACAGUCGGAGUGUUUGAGGCAGCAAAACUCCUAAACGCGGAUUCAGACAACGUUGUUUUAUGUUUGCUUACCACGGAUGAGGGGGGUGACGUGGACGUGGCACUGCAAAUCCAUUUUACUCUGAUACAAGCUUUUUGCUGCGAAAAUGACAUUAACAUCAUGAGGGUGAACAACAUGCACCGUUUGGCCGAGAUCCUAGGCGGGGUGGAUGGGGAGGACGAACCCAAAGAUCUGCAUUGCAUAUUGGUUACAAGUCAAGCAGCACCAUGGAAAGACGGAGCACUGAACAAAGUGACUUGCUUUUGUAAAGAAAGCCGAUUCCUGGACCAGUGGGUCCCGAUUAUUAAUUUACCCGAACGUUGAAGAUCUUCUGAUGGAUUAAUCACAAAAUUGGAUUUAAGAAUUCCAUUCACUUCCAGCGGAGAUCUCCGGAGAUUAUCCGAAUAGCCGCCCGAAAUCUUGGCGCUGGGAAAUUAAGGUUGACUUUUGUUGCAGAGGGCGGGCGAGUCGACACGACUGGAGUUUCGGCUCUUGUGAAAUACUUUUCUCUGACGGCUGGACUAUGACUCAGCUUCAGUUUGUGCCUGGAACAGUGGCAAUGAGUAAGCAGACGGGAACUGAAGCAAAGCGUGAGCUGGUUUCAGAGCAGAGAGCAUCACAGUUUCCGGAAGAAUUACAACUUUCCAUUUCGGGAAAGAAAAUAAAAAAAGGAUGCUGCGCAGAUGGUGAAUCGACAUGUUUGGUUUCAUUUAGUUAUGAAAAUACCUUAUUGGUCAGCGAUAACAAGAUGUUCAGAAUCUGAAGGGAAGGUUUUUAAAAACGCAGACCUUUUAAUAUGUUUGGAAUUUUGUUUUAUAUCAACUGCAAGUAUGAAUUUCUUGCUGUCAUUUAAUUUCAUCCUCUUAAGUUAUUUCGUGAUUUAUAUCUGGACUUUAUAUUAUGUUGAAGUGAAUAGCUAUGGUUUAAAAAGUUAAUAAAAUAUUUCACUUUCACUGACCAUCUACUUAUUUUGCACUAACUGGAUUUUAGUUUAUUUAUCAGUGAAUUGUUUUAAUUUGACACUUAUCACACAGUGUAACAUGACUGAUUGUUCAUGUUCCAAGUACACCCCAUUUUCACUAGACCAUAUUUUAAAUUAUUUUUGAACUACACCAUUCCUGUAUAUCAAAGGAAUGUGCACUGAGGAAGUGGUUGAGUUCUCUGGCUGCCUAUUGCCAAGUUAAAACGAUGCAGAGUAUGUAG
Molecule: messenger RNA, 1474 nt
Organism: Amblyraja radiata (thorny skate)
Lineage: Eukaryota; Metazoa; Chordata; Chondrichthyes; Rajiformes; Rajidae
Product: growth arrest and DNA damage-inducible protein GADD45 alpha
Exons: 4
Coding region: 128-595 (155 amino acids)
Biological process (GO): regulation of cell cycle
Cellular component (GO): cytoplasm; nucleus
Source: RefSeq, a predicted model, not a curated record